UGUUCCUCGAUUGUGGACAGAAGUGAGUCAUAGUAUAUUUUUGGCCAUAUGCCAUAAUUCCCUUCUCUCCAGAUCAUGGGAAAGAUCAACAUGGUUUUGCGAACAAAACGCAUCUGAUCGACUUUUCGAUUGAUGGUAUUUCUUGCUUGGAACUUCGUAUCUUGGAUUGAAAAGGAAGCAAUCACAGACACAGAUAUGAAUAAUAAUGAGUAAGAACAGCGUUUCAAGUCUGAUGAACAAAUGAAUGAAAAGUUAUUGGUCCUGGUCCUUUCAUUAACCUUCGUUCCUAACGCCUUCCACCUAGGCCUGUGUCAUAAGCACAACUCCAAACACCAUGCGUUCUGGAGAGAGAAGAACUCACCUGAUUUCGUCAGGCGGACAUCAGCUCACCUUCGAGACUGGAAAAGAAUCGUUGAAAUGGAGAAGAAAGAUACAUCUCGAAAGAGAGGGUUUUCUCCCCCUUUAAAAAAAGAUGAAAUAGCAAAGAAUGAAAUUUUAGUAAAGGAACUGGCUUUGUCAUCUUUCGUUGGAGACGUUAGAAACCUUAAGAAGAAAGUAACAAACAAGAAGCGCAAAAUCACAAAGAAAAUCCAUCCAAAAUCAAAAACAAGACUUGCAAUACGGGCUACAUCAACAGCGAAAAGCACCCAGAAAAGAACUUCAAUAAUGUUGCCUUCAGCUUCAGGAGGCAGAUCGCAGCCUGAACACGCAAUUCCCAUUUCCCGCACUCUCGUCACUGCAUUAGGGCUGUUACUAAACGAAAAGAAUCAUUUUGUAAAAGACUCCAAUGCCUUGUCUCUGGCUAAAGUGCUUCUCGACAAUGACAACACUGUAAAUCAAGAGCACGAAUCUGUUGGUUCUGAUCCUCAAAACUCUAAAGCUGAGCUUCCUCUUGAUUUUGGAAGCAAACUAUUACGUCUUUUGAACACUUCAUCGCUUCGGAACAGUGCAUCUGGAGAGCGGAAGUCUACUAUACAUACCGAGCUUAUCAAUCCCACAGAGUUGGGAAUCUCAAUAUUAAGACUAUUGUUUGGGCGCAAGGCACACCUUGUAACCAAACCCACAUACAAACCUUUGCUCCGGUAUAAUCCAACUGAUUCCAGUUCACGAAUAAAACUUUUACCUCAGACAAAAGAGCUCGAUAAAGGAAAUGCAAUGAUAAGAACGAGGAAACAUCACAAAAAGUCAUUUUCCUUUGCCCUGGCAAAAGCCGUUAGCGAUCUUAUCAAGUCUAUGGCCAAGGAAGAGCUAAAAAAUUACUUACGAAAAAUGCACGAUGAUCCCAAAUUUACAAAGGGAAUAUCGUUGUCGAGGGUACCUGACAGUUUGUGGCCCUCAAAAAAGGUGGUAGACGUUCAAGGGAAUCGAAAAUCGUGGGUUCUUUUAAAAAUUCCAAAAUCAGGAGAAUCACUGCUGCCUAAUGCAGAUUUGUCUGAUGAACCUCUUCAAGAAAAGGAGACAGACGUGGACAAUGAGACUGAAUCUGAGAAAAAGCCGGCAGGUAUCGUGGAUACUUUAGGGAAACUUAACGAUGCUCAGCCUUCGUCUAAGGAAGCCCUUGAUAAAGAUAUAGGAGAACCCUCAAAAGAAACAAAGAAUAAAAGUUUUGCGAGCGACUCUAAAGUGCGGCCAACCACCAAGGUUGGUUACAGCGUGAGGAUCCUACCUUCAUUAAAAGGGACAGCUGAGAAACUAAAUAAUAAUUACCGCACAAACAGAAAGCCUCAGUCUGCCGCACAAACUACAGCUGCAUUCGCUGAAGCUGUCAAGAAGUUAUUGCAAGCAGUACAAUCCAGUAUCAAAAGUCUGCAGGGCAAGCACGUGAUAAAUUAUCCUACUGAUUUAACCCCAAGAGAAGAGAAUCAACAUAUAAACCUUCAAAACGUACCGUAUACAAGAACUGGAAGUGUAAGAGCCAUUAAAAAAGAUCCAGUUUCUUUACAUUAUGUUGAGCCCACGAUAAAGUCUCAGUUUAUACAAGAUAUUCCUGUCCAUGGGAAAGCGAACUCAGUAGAACUGUCCGCUUCAACCAGAGGGGCUGGGCAAGAAUAUCGGAAGCCUCAAAAGACGCUCUUUGACCCAUUAAAAGACCUGGAAAUGUCACCAUCUGAACCAAUUACAAAAUCAAGUUCUCAGACAAAAGCGCUUGGCCCAUCAGACAAUGUCUUAUUUGAGUCUGCCACAGAGAUUGGAACUCCUAAAGACAAGCAAGAAUUCUCCACAGCAGAGCACAUCAAGGAAGAUCUCGAGACUUUUGCUGAGAAAGGGCUUGAAGCUCAUAAUCACUACCGUCAAGAACACCACUCUUCUAAUCUUCGUUGGUCAGACGUACUUGCUACGCAAGCAGAAAAAAUGGCAUAUGAUAUGGCCAUGAGGGGAACCGUAGAACGCUCAGAAUUAGCAGAGUCAAUGGGUUAUGGAGAAAAUGUGGCAAAAAUAACUGGUGUUCCAUUCAACGAUGCUGGAGCAGUGGCAACUGAUCUUUGGUAUAGCGAAUCCCGUAAUUACAGUUACUCGUAUCCACGAGUAAUUCCACAAACUGACGCAUUCACUCAACUGGUCUGGAAAGGAACGAAAGAAAUUGGCAUGGGAUGCGCCAAGGAUGUUGCUACUAAUGAUUUGUAUGUGGUGGCUUUGUAUAAACCACCAGGGAAUGAUCGGAAACGAUUACGAGAUAAUGUACUUAAUAAAGGAACUAUGACAGAGGACGUUUACGCCACAAUAUUUAAGAGAGCACAGAUGCUAUCAAAUUCAACCCUUGAUUAAUAUACCUCGUGAAUUAAACUCUUGAAAAGUAACACUUUCAUUUGUUUUCAUUUUUGUUCAUGAGUGAAAGACUUGAUAACGAAUUUUUUCAUGGAGGAUACAAAAAAUGCAAACACAACGGUAAUUA
This is a messenger RNA of Stylophora pistillata, 2893 nucleotides long. RefSeq lists its product as uncharacterized. NCBI's taxonomy places the organism in Eukaryota, Metazoa, Cnidaria, Anthozoa, Scleractinia, Pocilloporidae. The record is from RefSeq and is a predicted model, not a curated record.